GCUGGGAGGUACUGGGGGCACUGGGAGGUGCUGGGAGCACUGGGGAGACUGAAGGUCUCGGGGAACACUGAGAGGCACUGGCAGAACUGGGAGGUACUGGGAGGUGCCCCCGGAGACAUGAGGACCUCGUGAUGCUGUGGGUGGCCCUGGCCGGAACGGGGGCCUCCAGCUGCCAUGUUCCUGAGGGGGGGCCAUGCCCCGUCACCCCAGCCCCUGCCUGCCCGCAGUGCAGUGGGAAUGCCAGGAUGGCUCAUCCUGCCCUGCCAGCACCAGUCUGCUCCCUGCCCGAGCAUGUCCCCUGUGCCAGGGGCCAGCGCUGCUGUCCCCGAGGGUCCCACUGCGGCACUGACGGGGAGUCCUGCGUCCCAGACCCAGCCCCCCGUGCUGUGCCCUGUCCCGACGGAACGUCCGAGUGUCCCGAUGACGCCACGUGCUGUGUGACGGCCAGCGGCGCCUGGGGGUGCUGCCCCAUGCCCCAGGCCUCGUGCUGUGCCGACAAGGUGCACUGCUGUCCCCACGCCACCACCUGUGACCUGACCCGCGGGCGCUGCCUGUCCCCCGGCGGUGACAGGGACGUCCCCCUGAGCCGACCUUCCCGCCUGGAAGCGCCAGCCCCCGCCCCAGUGGAGCUGCGCCAGGUGCUGUGUCCUGGCGGCCGCUCGGCGUGUCCCGACGGAGCGACCUGCUGCCAGCUGUCCCCAUCCGAGUAUGGCUGCUGUCCCCUGCAGAACGCCGUGUGCUGCAGUGACAGGCAGCACUGCUGUCCCCAGGGCACCACCUGUGACCUGACCCGCUCCACCUGCACCUCCUUGGGGGGCUCCAUGCCCUGUGUCCCCGUGUCCCCAGCUGGUGAGGUCAAGUGUGACGAGGAGACGAGCUGCCCCGACGGGAACACGUGCUGCAGGCUCAUCGGGGCCUGGGGGUGCUGUCCCCUCGAGCAGGCCGUCUGCUGCCCGAACCACGUGCACUGCUGCCCCCAGGGCUACACCUGCGACCCCUGAGGGGGGCAGCUGCCUGCAGGGGGGGGCACCCGCCUGCCCUGGGUGAGGAAGACCCCGGCGCUGCCCCGGGGGGGACAGGUGACAUCGGGAACGAUCAAGUGUGAUGAGGAGACGAGCUGCCCCGACGGGAGCACGUGCUGCCGGCUCAGCCUGGGCACCUGGGGGUGCUGCCCCCUCGAGCAGGCCGUCUGCUGCCCCGACCACGUGCACUGCUGCCCCCAGGGCUACACCUGCGACCCCGAGGGGGGCAGCUGCCUGCAGGGGGGGGGCACCCGCCCUGCCCUGGGUGAGGAAGACCCGGCGCUGCCCCGGGGGGGACAGGUGACAUUGAGGAACGUCAAGUGUGAUGAGGAGACGAGCUGCCCCGACGGGAGCACGUGCUGCCAGCUCAGUGGGCACAGGGGGUGCUGCCACCUCGAACAGGCCGUCUGCUGUGGGGACCACAAGCACUGCUGCCCCCGGGGCUACACCUGCAACGUGGCCACUGAGAGCUGCGAGAAGCUGCUGGCACCCACCCCGCUGCUUCCAGCACCUGCAGAGCACCCGUGGGGCACCCUCCCCCCUGCGCUGGGCACCCCCAUGCCCCCCGCCCCGCUGCGAGCCGCCGGUGCCCACCCAGGUGCCCCCGUGCCCUGCGGUGCCACCAGCUCCUGCCGUGGCGGGCAGCGGUGCUGCCGGGCCCGGGGGGGCUCCUGGGGGUGCUGCCCCUUCGCCCAGGGCUCCUGCUGCUCCGACGGCCGCCACUGCUGCCCCGCGGGGUCCCGCUGCACGGGGGGGGGCUGGGGGUGCAGCCCCCAGCGAGGAACCCCACCGCUGGUGCUGGUGUGGGGGCUGAAACGGAGGCAGGAGGCAGAGGCUGGGGGGAUUUUGUGUGUUUAA
Molecule: messenger RNA, 1880 nt
Organism: Chiroxiphia lanceolata (lance-tailed manakin)
Lineage: Eukaryota; Metazoa; Chordata; Aves; Passeriformes; Pipridae
Gene: GRN
Product: granulin precursor
Cellular component (GO): extracellular region
Source: RefSeq, a predicted model, not a curated record